UGAACACCCUGAGUUCUACAACUGAGCAGAAAAAAUGUCCCGUUUUCUUCGACUUUUGUGGGUUGUAUUUCAAGUACUUGUUAUUACGGUAUUCAGUGAUUUUCAGAAUGACAGAAGGCUCUUGGAGGAUUACAACAAAUUUCAGCACAUUCCGUCAGCAAGAACCACAAGCAAGAAGCUUCAAAUGCACUUUUUGGCGCAAACAGACGCUUCUCGCCUCAAAAGACAACUACGUGGCCACUACGAUAUCAUUUACAUCAUCGACUCCUCCAGCUCGAUCAGCAGGGCUGAAUUCCGAAAGGGCAUCAAAGCCAUUCAAAUGUUGAUUGACAAGGGUGCACGUGACUCGUUACACGCGGCUAUUACAGUAGCCAAUCAGGCACAUCCUGUCUUCACAUUUUCUUCCGUUGAAAAAGCCAAUGAGAAACUGGAGAAACUGCAAAGAACCGGUGGAAAAACAAACAUGCAAGAGGCGUUAGAGAAAAGUUUACGAAUGUUUCAAAAUCCUAGCAGCGGAGCCCGAGCCGGAAGUUUUAGACGCGUUCUGGUUGUGACUGAUGGACAGUCCAACGUGAAACGGAACAAAACGCUCUUGAAUGCCAUGGACCUGAAGCUCAAUGGAGCAGAGAUCUUUGUGAUUGGAGUAGGAGAAUACUUGGAUGGAAUUCAUGAAUUGGUGCACCUGGCUAGUUCAUUGGAUGCACAUUUAUACAGAGCUGGUGACAUGCAAGGUCUCGUUGAAGUUGUCAAACUCAUAACACCGGUCAGUUACAGACGGAGCUGGGAAUCGGAAGUCAGGAGAAUAAGGCAAGCAGUCAUGCUUGGAAGGCAAUAACGUGUUUUCAUAUCCUUCAUGAAUGAUAAAUGCAUGUUCUUAAAUGUUAAUUGAAAAGGUCAUCAUAGUCCUUUUUGGUUGUUAGAACAUUGGUCUGUUGGUGACUCUUUGGCAACUUGUUUGCUUCUUUAGAUGCCUGUUUUUGUUUUGUUUUAUAUUUGUUUGUAAUUUUUUACCUGGUUUUUUGUUUAUUUGUUUGAUUCACAAUUUAAUUCGGUUGGUGUUGUGAGAACAUCAGUGAAAUGAAUUUUUUUAUGUUAUUUAUGUCCUAUCAUGAGGCCUUUUCCAAACUUUUGAAAGUGUUUCAUAAGUUCAAGAUGAAACCACUCUGGUUUUAUUUCCUAAUGACUGCAAUCAAGAGAACAUUUUUGUU
This is a messenger RNA of Pocillopora verrucosa, 1208 nucleotides long. RefSeq names its product collagen alpha-1(XXVIII) chain. The record is from RefSeq and is a predicted model, not a curated record. Lineage: Eukaryota; Metazoa; Cnidaria; Anthozoa; Scleractinia; Pocilloporidae.